UAAUAAUCUAGCCUUGGAGGGAUUGGAAAAGGAUCUUGAAACAGCUGCUCGAUUGGGCCAGGUACGUUGGUGACUUACCUUUCUCUCUUACUGUCUGUCCCUUUGUGUCCUGAAAAGAGGCUUUCUACAAACGUCAGGCCGUCAUCAUAUGUGCCUGAUGUUUGGUUGUUAUAAUUGCGCACAUACCUCAGUUUUUGUAUAUACGCAUGCUUUCGCACAUUCUCCUUCCUGGUGGGAGGACCAUUCUCUUUCUUUACAUUAUUGAGCUUUUGACUCUGGAAUUCUCGUCCAUAUUCCCUGUCCAUAUCGGGGUUUAGGCGAAGAUCCCCCAAAGAACACGAGCAUUUAUUCUUCCCCGUUGUGUCUACUGCCUAGUUGCUCGCCCAUCAUGGCGUCUCAGGGACUGCGGUCCCCGAUUCUUUCCCAUUGUGUUACAGCUCUGCUCCAUCGCCAUGAAUCGUACAUGGCCGAGGCGGAGGAAGACCGCCGGCGGUUACUCGCCAAUAUUGAGAAUCUGGAGCGUGAGAAGCGCCAGGUUGAGGCCGAGAAUGCCCGCAUCAUCGAAGAGAACCGUGGUUUGUUGGAGCAGUUGGACGGUCUGAACAAGGCCGUCGCCGAAUCGGACGCUCAUGCCAAAUCGCUCGCGGCUACACUAGAGUGUAGAGAGGCCGAGCUGCGCAAAGUGACGAUGUCGGCCGCCCGCGCUGCGGAACUCGAAGUCCAACUGGCCCAGAUGGAGGCCGAACAGUUGAGACUGCAGGAGACUUUACAGGUGGCACAGGAAGAUAGCAAGUCAGCUGUGCAGCGAUGGAAGAAGGCGGAAUGUACCCUCCGAGAUCUGCAUGAUCAAGUCGACCGAAUCGAGAAGGAGGCCCGGGAGGAGCGCGAACGACACAACGAACUCAUCCAGCGCAUGGAGCGGAGAAGGGCGGUGGAGCGCGAGCUUGACGGUGCCGCCGGACGCUUAAAGGGCGCUGCUGCCGCGCAGGAGCUAGGUCGGAAUCAGGGCAACCCUAAUGUUGUCUCGCGCUUCGUUCGGGACAUCCUCCAGGAUAAUGCGAAUCUGCAGAUGGGAAUCAUAGAGUUGCGGGAGAUGCUCGAAAGCUCGAACCAGGAGGUGCAGAAUCUGCGAGAUCAGAUCCUGUCGCAUCAGCCCUUGACUUCAACCGGUGAAGACGAUGAGCGAGAGCCGCGGCCGUCAUCAACGACAUUGGAUCACGAAUUAGACCCGAAAGAAUCGCGCCGCGUAUCGCAAGAAUUCCAUAUUCACCAUCAUUACCAUACCCCCUCCAUCUCCGUCGGCUCCAAGAAGGAAAAGAGUGCCAUCUUUCGUCGAUCCAAGAAGAGACGGUCUCUGGGGCCCACCACAGUCAUGCACUCGGCGUCAACCUCCCAGGCGUCCCGGAAAUUCUCGCACCAGCACCAGCCAUCCGUCUCCUCGACCUCAACUAUUCUGUCUCAGACGUCGGUUUCAAUUCCUCCUGCCGCGGCUUCCCGCCGUUGGUCACUGCGAUCACCCGGAGCCGAAUCCUCGCUAGCGAGCUCGCCACAGUCAGGGUAUCGAGCGUCAUCCAUCUUCGACCGGGUGGAACGCGGUUUCGAAUCGUCACAACCGACUAGUCCCGAAAGCACGGCCGUCUCGUCUCCGGUUAUGGUCUCUCGCCACAAGAACGUCCCCUUUGAUGUACCUUUCCGGCCUCUGGAUGGACUUGAGGGAACAGAGAGAGUCGGCGAUGAUUCGAUGCACAUGGCAUACGACUAUUUUGGUGAUCAUACGAACUAUGCAGAGCUGGAUCGGAUGCCGCUCCAGUCGGUGAUACCCGAGGAGAUGGAGGAUUCCUCCUCUGCCCACUAUGCAGAGUCGGUCUCCGACCGGCCUCCCACAAUGUCUGACGAUGUGUUCUCAACACCGCACAGUCCCACCCUACGCAGACGGCAAUCUCAAGAGAGCCUCUUUUCCAUUGCAGGCAUGGACAUCCAUACACCCAGUCGGCGUCCUUCGCGGAUCAGCGACCAUCUUCAAUCCGAUUUGCCCAUUCGCACUCCACGCCGCAUCAUGUCGCCUACUCCGGAGCUCUUCUCACCAUCGCCCAUCAUUUCAACCAGCACGGUCACGGCGGAUCGAGAACCACCAAAAUCCUCCGAGCAUUCCCCCGAAAGCCGAAACCGCGCCGCGGAUGCAGUAUCUGCUGUGUCCGCGGACAGCGGCUCGACCGAGUCCACUGUCACUCCCAACAGGAAGACUUCGCUGAGUCGUCGGGUGGGAGGCUGGGUGCGAGGUCGUUGGGGCAUCGCUGCGGUCUCUGCAGACAGGAAUGCUAAACCUCAGGCCGAGUCGGAUGCUUUGCCUCCGGAAAGCACCGCCUCGCCAGAAGCUACCCGUCCAUCUUCUGCCGGCGCAAGAAGGAGCAGGGCCAGCUUCGACGCUGUCCCGAAUCUGCGAUACAGGUACCCGGGUGUCAACCAGUCAGGACCCAUCAUGGGCCUUCGACCGCCCCCGCGAGCUCCUGUCUCGUUGCAUCCGGUACAACUGGAUGAGGGACUUUUGAGGGAGAGCUUGGCCGAGUAAUCGUCUCCGGAGCUCAACCAAUCCUCAUUCUCUUCUGGCUUUCAGUCGUCUAUCGUUUCAUCCUUAUACUCGGCCUUUUCGACAUUAUAUUACUGCAUUGCAUCUUUUAUGACCCGAAUGAUGCCUUCAUUCUUUGCAUCUAGCCACGGAUCUGGAGUACCGUUCUUUUGGUCACAUUUUCCUUUACUUUGACGGUCUAUAUGAUACCCCUACAGCUGCCCAUUUCUUAUGUUUCGUUUGCCUCAUGGCGUAUGCUUAGCUACAUGCCACAAUUCAUGGCCUUACUCAAACCAAUCUGCCACUUUGUAGUCACUUAUCGAAUGGGAAAUGGAGAUUGCCGCAAGGCACAUACCUGUUCUCGUCUUAGAGGCCGGCAGUAUAAUAUACAUGUUCACGACAGUGUACAGAGUAUGCGUGACACCAGA
Molecule: messenger RNA, 2994 nt
Organism: Aspergillus novofumigatus IBT 16806
Lineage: Eukaryota; Fungi; Ascomycota; Eurotiomycetes; Eurotiales; Aspergillaceae
Exons: 3
Coding region: 389-2569 (726 amino acids)
Source: RefSeq, a predicted model, not a curated record